Syngnathus acus (greater pipefish) is the source of this 1713-nucleotide messenger RNA. RefSeq names its product odorant receptor 131-2-like. Bases 658 to 1608 code for a protein of 316 amino acids. Gene Ontology annotation, biological process: G protein-coupled receptor signaling pathway. Lineage: Eukaryota; Metazoa; Chordata; Actinopteri; Syngnathiformes; Syngnathidae. Gene Ontology annotation, cellular component: membrane. Gene Ontology annotation, molecular function: G protein-coupled receptor activity. The transcript has a single exon. The record is from RefSeq and is a predicted model, not a curated record.
AAAAGGCCUCAAUGAGCCUUUUGGGGACUGGCUCAGAGUUGUGGAAAACAAGGCCCUUGGUCGCACGGGGAAAACCAGCGCUUUGUCAAGAAAAGGCCAAACAACAACAACAAGAACAAACCCAAAGUUGACUUUUCCAUGUUAUCAGCGUGCAUGAUGCAAUAGAGACGCUGAAGCAUUAGCUGCUAAUCGUUGACUGAGCUCAAUUGGAGGCUUGUGCCGCCUGGGAUUGCUGGGGCGAGCGAGCGAGUGAGCGAGUGACCGGACCGGACCGCUCCAGAUCGUCCCAAUGGAUGAGAUCAAAUGGGCCCCUUUUCGUAUUGUGAAACGUCCACACCGUUUGUGGAUUCUUGGACGUGUUGCGUGCGGUUUGAAAUCAGGGCCACGGCCCGUUUCGGCCCGGUCACCGCCAUUUCCGACCACGUCCUUUGGUGCGACUUGGGCCCGGCCCGGCGAGGCGAGCAAUACUCUUAACUGCUGCCUUCUCGACCAUCUUCUUUUGGACCGAGGCCCGUCUGCGGCGUCCCAGGGGCGGGGCUUGGCUGGUAUAAAGCGCGGCGGCGGCGCCCGACGGAUGCGCACUCUGCUCUGACGCGACUCUGCAUCCGGAGCGUGGCUUCUUUGUGAUUCUUCUUGUGGAAGGUCUCUUCCACUUUGAUGGAAGUUGCGUCAGCGGGCAACGCGACGGCGGCGGCCAGGGCCAGCCUCUCUCAGCGAGCGGCGGGCGGCGUCCUGACCACCUGCUGCUGCGCCAUCUUCCUCUUUGUCAACGGCUGGACGCUGUUCACCCUGCAAAGCAAAAGCCUCUUUCGGGAGACGUCGCGCUACGUCCUGCUCUUCAACCUGCUGCUGGCCGACACGCUGUAUCUGAGCCUCAGCCAGCUGCUCUACCUGCUCUCCAACUGCGGCGUCAGGCUGCACUACUGGGCCUGCGGCGCGCUGGUGCUGCUGGCCAGUCUGCUGGGCAGGAUCUCGCCUCUGGUGCUGGCGCUGAUGUCGCUGGAGAGAUACGUGGCCGUGUGCCGGCCGCUGCGCCACGUCUCGGUGGCGACGGCCGGGAACACGGCGCGGGCCGUGCUGGCCGUGUGGACCGUCUCUUGUCUCAACGUUGUGGUCCAGGGCCUUUUGCUGAAGACCUCUCCCUUUGAGCAAAUGACGCAGCUGUGCACCUUCAGCGUCUUCUUCCUCUCGCCCGUGUCCAAAGUGUACUACGACGUUUUCACCUGCUUCCUGUUUGCGUGGGCCGGCUCCAGCAUCCUUUUCAGCUUCGUGGGCGUGGCGUUGUCGGCCAGGUCGGCGGCCACCGACAAAGACUCUCUCCGCAAAGCUGGCCGCACGCUGCUGCUGCACCUGCUGCAGCUUGUCCUCAGCCUAAUGUCGGUGCUCUACGGCAUCAUCAUGGCGCACCUGGCGGCCUCCUUGAGCCGGCUGGACUUUGUCCUGGUCCGGAACCUUCUCUUUGUGUGCUUCUUUCAACUGCCCCGCUGUCUGGGUUCUCUCAUCUACGGGCUAAGGGAUCGGAGCCUCCGAGUGGCGCUCGUCUACGUUCUCUGCUGUCACGUCCGAGUGUCGCGCUCUCGCCUGGGGGGGGGCGCCCUUGUGUCCUGACGCCCUUUCCCAGAGACGCAGUCAAACUUUACGCUCACCGCAAAAAAAAGGAAAAGCUUUGAACUCUGCAUUGUCAUGUGGAUGGAUGUAAGACUUGUGCGGUUC